Molecule: messenger RNA, 426 nt
Organism: Haliotis rufescens (red abalone)
Lineage: Eukaryota; Metazoa; Mollusca; Gastropoda; Lepetellida; Haliotidae
Product: procyclic form-specific polypeptide B1-alpha-like
Exons: 1
Coding region: 1-309 (102 amino acids)
Source: RefSeq, a predicted model, not a curated record
AUGAGUCAGAGCAGGAGCCGGAAGAGCCAGAACAGGGGCCUAAUGAGUCAGAGCAGAAGCCAGAGCAGGAGCCAGAGGAGCCAGAGCAGGUCCAGAACAGUGCCCAAUGAGUCCGAGCAGGGCCCAGAGGAGCCAGAGCAGGAGCCAGGGCAGGAACUAGGGAAGCCAGAGCAGGAACCAUACGAGCCAGAGCAGGAACCAGAGGAACCAGAGCAGGAGCCAGAGGAGCCAGAGCAGGGACCAGAGCAGAAACAAGAAGAGUCAGAGCAGGAGCCAGAGCAAUAUCCAGGGCAGGAGCCCAAUGAGUAAGAGCAGGAGCCAGAGCAGGAGCCAGAGGUGUCAGGGCAGGAACCAGGGCAGCCAGAGCAGGAACAAGAAGAGUCAGAGCAGGAGCCAGAGCAAUAGCCAGAGCAGGAGCCCAAUGAG